Messenger RNA from Radiomyces spectabilis, 2787 nucleotides. RefSeq lists its product as uncharacterized. The transcript has a single exon. Lineage: Eukaryota; Fungi; Mucoromycota; Mucoromycetes; Mucorales; Radiomycetaceae. The record is from RefSeq and is a predicted model, not a curated record. Bases 1 to 2787 code for a protein of 928 amino acids.
AUGCAGGGAGUUAUACGCAAGUAUACGCAAGUAUACGGAAGGGUACGCAAGUAUACGGAAGGGUACGCAAGUAUACGCAAGUAUACGGAAGGGUACGCAAGUAUACGCAAGUAUACGGAAGGGUACGCAAGUAUACGGAAGGGUACGCAAGUAUACGCAAGUAUACGGAAGGGUACGCAAGUAUACGCAAGUAUACGGAAGGGUACGCAAGUAUACGGAAGGGUACGCAAGUAUACGGAAGGGUACGCAAGUAUACGGAAGGGUACGCAAGUAUACGGAAGGGUACGCAAGUAUACGGAAGGGUACGCAAGUCAACGCAAGUCUACGGAGUAUACGCAAGUAUACGCAAGUAUACGGAAGGGUACGCAAGUAUACGGAAGGGUACGCAAGUCAACGCAAGUAUACGGAAGGGUACGCAAGUAUACGCAAGUAUACGCAAGUAUACGGAAGGGUACGCAAGUAUACGCAAGUAUACGCAAGUAUACGCAAGUAUACGCAAGUAUACGCAAGUAUACGCAAGUAUACGGAAGGGUACGCAAGUAUACGGAAGGGUACGCAAGUAUACGGAAGGGUACGCAAGUAUACGCAAGUAUACGCAAGUAUACGGAAGGGUACGCAAGUCAACGCAAGUCUACGGAGUAUACGCAAGUAUACGCAAGUAUACGCAAGUAUACGGAAGGGUACGCAAGUAUACGCAAGUAUACGGAAGGGUACGCAAGUCAACGCAAGUCUACGGAGUAUACGCAAGUAUACGGAAGGGUACGCAAGUAUACGGAAGGGUACGCAAGUAUACGCAAGUAUACGGAAGGGUACGCAAGUAUACGGAAGGGUACGCAAGUCUACGGAGUAUACGCAAGUAUACGCAAGUAUACGCAAGUAUACGCAAGUAUACGGAAGGGUACGCAAGUAUACGCAAGUAUACGCAAGUAUACGGAAGGGUACGCAAGUAUACGCAAGUAUACGGAAGGGUACGCAAGUAUACGGAAGGGUACGCAAGUAUACGGAAGGGUACGCAAGUAUACGGAAGGGUACGCAAGUAUACGGAAGGGUACGCAAGUAUACGGAAGGGUACGCAAGUAUACGGAAGGGUACGCAAGUCAACGCAAGUCUACGGAGUAUACGCAAGUAUACGCAAGUAUACGGAAGGGUACGCAAGUAUACGCAAGUAUACGGAAGGGUACGCAAGUAUACGGAAGGGUACGCAAGUAUACGGAAGGGUACGCAAGUAUACGCAAGUAUACGCAAGUAUACGGAAGGGUACGCAAGUCAACGCAAGUCUACGGAGUAUACGCAAGUAUACGCAAGUAUACGGAAGGGUACGCAAGUAUACGCAAGUCUACGGAAGGGUACGCAAGUCAACGCAAGUCUACGGAGUAUACGCAAGUAUACGGAAGGGUACGCAAGUAUACGGAAGGGUACGCAAGUAUACGCAAGUAUACGGAAGGGUACGCAAGUAUACGGAAGGGUACGCAAGUAUACGGAAGGGUACGCAAGUCAACGCAAGUCUACGGAGUAUACGCAAGUAUACGCAAGUAUACGGAAGGGUACGCAAGUAUACGGAAGGGUACGCAAGUCAACGCAAGUAUACGGAAGGGUACGCAAGUAUACGGAAGGGUACGCAAGUAUACGCAAGUAUACGCAAGUAUACGGAAGGGUACGCAAGUAUACGCAAGUAUACGCAAGUAUACGGAAGGGUACGCAAGUAUACGGAAGGGUACGCAAGUAUACGGAAGGGUACGCAAGUAUACGGAAGGGUACGCAAGUCAACGCAAGUCUACGGAGUAUACGCAAGUAUACGCAAGUAUACGCAAGUAUACGCAAGUAUACGCAAGUAUACGCAAGUAUACGCAAGUAUACGCAAGUAUACGCAAGUAUACGCAAGUAUACGGAAGGGUACGCAAGUAUACGGAAGGGUACGCAAGUAUACGGAAGGGUACGCAAGUAUACGCAAGUAUACGCAAGUAUACGCAAGUAUACGCAAGUAUACGGAAGGGUACGCAAGUCAACGCAAGUCUACGGAGUAUACGCAAGUAUACGGAAGGGUACGCAAGUAUACGGAAGGGUACGCAAGUAUACGGAAGGGUACGCAAGUAUACGGAAGGGUACGCAAGUAUACGGAAGGGUACGCAAGUAUACGCAAGUAUACGCAAGUCUACGGAAGGGUACGCAAGUCAACGCAAGUCUACGGAGUAUACGCAAGUAUACGGAAGGGUACGCAAGUAUACGGAAGGGUACGCAAGUAUACGCAAGUAUACGCAAGUAUACGGAAGGGUACGCAAGUAUACGCAAGUAUACGCAAGUAUACGGAAGGGUACGCAAGUAUACGCAAGUAUACGCAAGUAUACGGAAGGGUACGCAAGUAUACGCAAGUAUACGCAAGUAUACGGAAGGGUACGCAAGUAUACGCAAGUAUACGCAAGUAUACGGAAGGGUACGCAAGUCAACGCAAGUCUACGGAGUAUACGCAAGUAUACGGAAGGGUACGCAAGUAUACGGAAGGGUACGCAAGUAUACGGAAGGGUACGCAAGUAUACGGAAGGGUACGCAAGUAUACGGAAGGGUACGCAAGUAUACGCAAGUAUACGCAAGUCUACGGAAGGGUACGCAAGUCAACGCAAGUCUACGGAGUAUACGCAAGUAUACGGAAGGGUACGCAAGUAUACGGAAGUAUACGCAAGUAUACGGAAGGGUACGCAAGUCAACGCAAGUCUACGGAGUAUACGCAAGUAUACGGAAGGGUACGCAAGUAUACGGAGGGCUAUGGAAGUAGGACGAGGGUGUCACUGA